AUGAGGUCGAAGAAGCUGGUGGUGGCCCUCGCAAGGAAGUGGAAAACGAUGGCUGGCUUUGGAAGAAGAACCAUAUCUAUCAACCGCAAGCCAGAAAGAGCAGGCCAUUUUGUUGUCUACUCUUCGGACAAGAGACGUUUCGUUGUUCCCUUGGCAUAUCUCCGCACCAAGAUUUUCCAAGAGCUGUUAAGAUUGUCGGAGGAAGAGUUCGGAAUGCCCAAGGAUGGCCCUAUAACUUUGCCAUGCGAUGCAGCAGUGUUAGAAGAACAAAUAGAGAUUGGUGAAGUAGUUGAAGAUGAUUCUUCUAUUCCUCCUUAUCAGACGCAUGGCGUCCAAGCAGAUGAAGUACAGUUCAUCUUCUCCGUUAAGAAAUUGACUGUUGCUAUCAGUGGAACAUGA
Messenger RNA from Gossypium arboreum, 399 nucleotides. Its product is annotated as auxin-responsive protein SAUR68. The coding region runs from base 1 to 399 and encodes 132 amino acids. The record is from RefSeq and is a predicted model, not a curated record. The transcript is spliced from 2 exons. Gene Ontology annotation, biological process: response to auxin. NCBI's taxonomy places the organism in Eukaryota, Viridiplantae, Streptophyta, Magnoliopsida, Malvales, Malvaceae.